Molossus molossus (Pallas's mastiff bat) is the source of this 1558-nucleotide messenger RNA. RefSeq names its product RH-like protein. The coding region runs from base 25 to 1347 and encodes 440 amino acids. Gene Ontology annotation, biological process: ammonium transmembrane transport; ammonium homeostasis. Gene Ontology annotation, cellular component: plasma membrane. The record is from RefSeq and is a predicted model, not a curated record. Gene Ontology annotation, molecular function: ammonium channel activity. Lineage: Eukaryota; Metazoa; Chordata; Mammalia; Chiroptera; Molossidae. The transcript has 10 exons.
CAUUGGCCUGUUGCUGGUGGAACCAUGCACAGAGACGCACACAGGAUGGGCUCUAAGUACCCACGGUCUGUUCGGGGCUGCCUGCCCCUGUGGACCUUAAUGCUGGAGGCCGUUUUCAUUCUCAUCUUUUUCUUUUUCACCAACUAUGACAGUUCCUCACAGAAGAUCAUGGGGACUCAUCAAGUAUCUCCUCCCUUAGCUGUCUUUCGCGAUGUUACCAUUAUGGCAGCCCUGGGCUUGGGCUUCCUCAACUCGUCUUUGUGGAGAUACGGCUGGAGCAGCGUGGCCUUCAACCUCUUCAUGCUGGCCCUCGGAGUACAGUGGGCAGUCCUGCUGGAUGGCUGGCUGGACCAGCUGUCCUUUGGGAAAGUGGUCAUCGAACUGUCCAGUAUUCAGCAGGCUACCAUGAGUGCAAUGUCUGUGCUAAUCUCAGCGGGUGCCGUUAUGGGGAAGACCAACCUAGUGCAGAUGGUGUUGAUGGUUCUGAUGGAGGUGACAGCCUUUGGUACCUUGAGGAUGAUCAACAAGCAAUACCUCAAUGAGGAUGACCAUGAAAGCAUGAUGCAAAUCCAUGUAUUUGCAGCCUAUUUUGGGCUGGCUGCAUCCUGGUGCCUCUCAAGACCUCUGCCCAAGGGAGUGAAGAAGAAAGAAAAGAGGACAACGAUCCCCAGUUUGUUUGCCAUGCUGGGCACCCUCUUCUUGUGGAUAUUCUGGCCGAGUUUCAACUCUGCUCUGCUGGACAUACCCUACCAGAAGAAGAAUGCCGUGUGCAAUACCUACUAUGCUCUGGCGGCCAGCACAGUAACGGCCAUCUCUGCGUCGGCCUUGGCUCACCCCCAAGGGAAGAUCAACAUGACUCAUAUCCACAAUGCAGUGCUGGCGGGAGGUGUGGCUGUGGGUGCCUCAUGUCACCUGAUUUCCUCUCUUUGGAUUGCCAUGGUGCUGGGCCUUGUGGCUGGGCUGAUCUCCAUCGGGGGAGCCAAAUGCCUGCCGGUGUGUUUUAACCGCGUGCUGGGCAUCCAUGACACUUGUGGCGUGCACUACACCUUUGGCUUGCCGGGCCUGCUCGGAGGAAUCACCUACCUCGCGAUAUUUUUUGCAGCCUGGAGCAAGAAUGCCAUGCUCGGCUUCCUGGUGCUCAUCGGGACUGGGACAGUCACCUUGUCCGUGGCUAUGGGUCUAGUAUCUGGUCUCCUGACAGGUUUACUCUUAAACCUCAAAAUAUGGCGAGCACCUCAUGUGGCUAAAUAUUUUGAUGACCAAGCUUUCUGGGAGUUUCGUCCAAAUGCCCUGCAAGUGUUCUUACCCUUUGAGCAGAAGCUGGGUAAUCUAGUGAAAGGACUCUGAAAACUGGCUUAAUCCACCCAUUCAUUCCACACAUAUUUAUUGAGCAACUAUUAUAUAUACCAAGUACUAUGCUAAUCAACGAGGGAUACCACAAUCAGGACAAAUAUCCAGCUCAAUACUUGAGUUGCAAUAAAUAUUUGCUGAAUAAAUGAAGGAAAUCUGAGGAACCCCACCUAACACGUCACUGCAGCAGCAGAGUGUGCACCAGGGA